Thecamonas trahens ATCC 50062 is the source of this 3295-nucleotide messenger RNA. Its product is annotated as elongation factor tu GTP-binding domain-containing protein 2. Gene Ontology annotation, molecular function: U5 snRNA binding; GTP binding; translation elongation factor activity. Gene Ontology annotation, biological process: mRNA splicing, via spliceosome. The record is from RefSeq and is a predicted model, not a curated record. Gene Ontology annotation, cellular component: cytosol; U4/U6 x U5 tri-snRNP complex; U2-type catalytic step 2 spliceosome. The coding region runs from base 14 to 3280 and encodes 1088 amino acids. Lineage: Eukaryota; Apusomonadida; Apusomonadidae. The transcript has 2 exons.
CGCACAUACCUUUAUGGCUCUCAACCUGGAACUCUACGACGAGUUCGGCAACUACGUCGGCCCGCCACUCUCGUCCUCAUCCUCCUCGGCCUCGUCGUCUUCGUCAGACACCGACUCUGACGACGAAGAUACUGCUGCUGCUCUUCAUGCGCCUGUGAGAGUCAGAGAUACCUCGUCGUCUAUCGUUCUGGCCGAGGACAAGGUAUACUAUGCUAGCUCUGCAGAGGUCUUUGGUCAAGGUGUGGAGACCAUUGUGGCUACUGCUGAUCGACGCUCUCUCAACGAACCUCUUGUGGCACCACAUGCUGGCAAGCAAUCUGACGUCAACUUUGUCAAUGAUUAUGUGGCUAAAGUCGACGAGACUACCUCGGCCGGUGAUCCUGUCCCGCGCCUUGUCUACUCGCCCGAGUACUUGGCUGCUACUGCUCGCGACCCGCGCCGGGUUCGCUGCCUCGCCCUCGUCGGUCCACUUCACUCAGGCAAGACCCUCCUCGCAGACGUCCUCCUCGCCGAUGCCCACGCCGACCGCUCGCUCUUUGCCGGCGCAAAGUCCAAGGUCUCGCUCGGCAACAUGACCCGCGAGUCGGCUUUUACCGCCACCGUCGCCGACCUUGCCACUCCGCACCUCCCGGACAUCCUCCCGCUUGGCAAGUCGCGCUUCCUCGACUCCCGCGCCGACGAGAUGGCCCGCCGCAUCUCCAUCAAGUCCUCGCCGGCCACCGUGCUCCUCCCCGACGCCGCCGGCCGCUCGCACGUCCUCAACAUCAUGGACACUCCGGGUCACGUCGCCAUGCGCGGUGAAGUUGCCCCCGCCCUCCGCGUCGCCGACGGCGUUGUCCUUGUCGUCGACGCUGUCGAGGGCCUGCUCGCCCGCGGCAAGGCCCUCAUCGCAGCCGCAGCAGCCGGAGCUCUCCCGCUCGUCCUGGUCAUCAACAAGCUUGACCGCCUCGUCCUCGAAGCCCGCCUCCCGCCCAAAGACGCCUACCAUAAGCUCCGCCACCUCAUCGAGGCCGUCAACGACGAGCUCGCCCUCGUCUCCUCCGGCACCUCCAUCCCCUCGGUCUCCCCCGUCGACGGCUCGGUCGUGUUUGCCUCGGCCCUCCACGGCUGGACCCUCUCGCUCCCACUGCUAGCCGCCCGCACCCUCGCCGCCUCGCCCGCACACCCGGACAACCCGGCCGCCGUCCCGCCUGCCGCUGUCGCCGCACUCGCCAAGCGCCUCUGGGGCGACGCCUACUACUCGCCCGCCUCGGCGAAGUUUACCAAGCGCCCGCCGUCCAAGUCGGCCCCGCGCUCGUUUGUCACCUUUGUCCUCGAACCCAUGUACAAGAUCUACACCGCCGGCCUCACCACCCCGCCCGCCGCCCUUCCAGAUGUCAUGGCCGCCCACGGCGUUGCCCUCACCCCCGCUGAAGCUGCCUCGCACCCGGCCACCCUCCUCCGCCUCCUCGCAAGCCGCGCGCUCUGUGGUGCGCCAUGGGAGCCUUCAACCGCCCUCGUUGCCGCUGUCGCCAGACAUCUCCCACACCCGGUCGCCGCCCUCGGCCCCAAGCUCGCCCUCGCCUACAUGGGUCCGCCCAUUGCCCUCAUCCCGCGUGCCGAAGAUGACCCGGCCCCCUCGGCCGCCGGCGCCGCUGACCCUUUCGGCCUUGUCGCCUAUGAGUCCGAGCUUGCCGACACCGCCCCGCCGUCCUCGCAAAUUCUCAGCCUCGACGACGCCACCGUCCCGGCAUCGCCGGCACACCUCCUCGUCAACGUCGUCAAGCUCUACCCUUGGGGCGGUGCCGGCGCCCUCGUCGCUUUUGGCCGCGUCGUCGCUGGCACCCUCACCGCAGGCGCCUCCGUCACCCUCCUCGAAGAGGGCUACGUCCCCGGCGGCCGCUUCGGCGCCGCCCCCGAUGAGGGCACCUCGGCCGUCACCGUCUCCAAGCUCUGGAUCCCUGUCGGCCGCUACCGCAUCGCCGUUCCGUCCGCAGGCCCCGGCGCCUGGGUUUACAUCGGUGGCAUCGCGUCUUCGUUUGCCCGCACCGCAACCCUGGUUGCCCCCGAUGCCCUCCGCCCGACGCCGGACGUCUACGCCUUUGCCCCGCUCCCGCUUGACGUCGACAACGAAGCCGUUGUCAAGCUCGCCCUCGAGCCGCUUGUCCCCUCGGAACUGCCCAAAAUGCUCGACGGCCUCCACAAGCUCCGUCAGACCUACCCGCUCCUCGAGACCCGCGUUGAAGAGUCUGGCGAGCGCCUCAUCUUUGGCACCGGCGAACUCAUGCUCGACUCGGCCCUCGCCGACCUGCGCAACGAGUUUGCAGGCAUCGAGAUCAAGGUCUCAGACCCGGCCGUCAAGUUCUGCGAGACCGUCGUCGAGCCAUCGUCGCUCCAGACCUAUGCCACAACGCCCAACGGCGCAAACACCCUCACCGUCAUGGCCGAGCCGCUCGGACGUCCGCUCACAAACGACCUUGCCGCCGGCGAGCUCUCCCUCGCCUGGGAGCCCGACGACCUAAUCGACGUCAUGGAGUCCAAGUACAACUGGGACGCCCUCGCCGCAGCCUCCAUCUGGGCCUUUGGCCCGGACCCGGCCCGCGGACCCAACAUGCUCCUCGAUGACACCCUCGCCGGCGGCUGCGACCCGGCGUCUGUCGCCCCUGCUCGCGCUGCCAUCACUCAGGGCUUCCGCUGGGCCACAAAGGCCGGCCCGCUCUGCGACGAGCCCGUUCGUGGCGUUCGCUUCUCGCUCCUCGACGCCACUCUCGCUGAUGCCUACGCCGACCGCUCCUCCGGCCAGAUCAUCCCCACCAUGCGUCGCGUCACAUACGCCUCCAUGCUCAUGGCCACACCGCGCCUCAUGGAGCCCAUUUACGCCGUCGAAAUCUACACUCCGCCAGACGCAGUCUCGGCCGUUUUUACCGUUGUCUCCCGCCGCCGCGGCCGCGUCCUCGGCGAGUUGCCCAAUCCCGGCACGCCGCACAUCAUCGUCUCCGCUGAAAUCCCCGUCAUCGACUCGUUCGGCUUUGAGACUGACCUCCGCGUCCACACCCAGGGCAUGGCCUUUUGCUCCCUCACUUUUGACCACUGGGACGUCCUCCGUUCAGACCCGCUCGACGCCUCCAUCGAACUCGCUCCACUCGAGCCGGCCCCGCCUGUCGCCCUCGCCCGCGACUUUAUGCUCAAGACUCGCCGCCGUAAGGGCCUCACCCCGCAUGUCUCCAUUGCAAAGUACAUCGAUGACGAGACCCUGCUUCAGGCUGCAACCGCCCAGCUGUAUGCCGCCUAUGAGGGCUGACUGCCGAUGCCUUCG